Messenger RNA from Venturia canescens, 5604 nucleotides. RefSeq names its product ubiquitin-protein ligase E3B. Bases 560 to 3766 code for a protein of 1068 amino acids. Gene Ontology annotation, biological process: ubiquitin-dependent protein catabolic process; protein polyubiquitination. The record is from RefSeq and is a predicted model, not a curated record. Gene Ontology annotation, molecular function: protein binding; ubiquitin protein ligase activity. Lineage: Eukaryota; Metazoa; Arthropoda; Insecta; Hymenoptera; Ichneumonidae. The transcript is spliced from 8 exons.
CAAGAGAGGUUUUAGUGAAGUGAACGGUGAGAGGAGGCCUGGCCUGAGCCGCCUGAGAGGUGAGGAGGCAACGGUGGAGGAGGAGUGAACCAUCCAACAAUGGCGAUCGAAACGGGCUGUCAAAUGUCGUCGACUUGCAUUUGACAGUUUCAUCGGGAAGAAUUCUAGUCCGAGUGUGUCAAUGAGAAAGAAGAGCACCGAAAAAAUAUGAAAAUAAAUGAAAAUGAAAACACAGCUAAAUGCCAAGUCGAUGGAUAGUGCAGUCGGUAAUCGUGUGGAGAAAUGAGUUGGGGGUUAAAAACAAAUGGAACAACAAAAAAAAAAGCGUUGCUUAAAUUAAAAGUUUUAAAUAGUAGAAAUUAUGAAUUUGUGUUACGAGGUAACGAAAAGGACUGAGGAACGAAGAAAAAGGAUUUAAUCGCUGCACAAUCGCUGUUAACAUCGAUACGUCACGAUGUUUUGCUUACUCACAAUUUUGUAUUGACGUUUCAGUGAAUGAAUGAUACAUAAAUUAGAAAAAAAAACAACGCGUAUCGGUGAUUGAAAAGAGUGGUAUAGUAUGUUUAAAACUGAGGAAUCGUCGAGGGAUAGUUUCCUUCAGCAAACCAAAGCCGCGAGGGAGGAACGCGCACACGAAAAAUGCAAAGAAGAUGCUGUCGUCUGUAUACAAAAGAACAUCAGAGGUUGGCUCGCCAGGACUAAAUUUGCCAAGAAAAUAUUAGAUGAAUUCGAUGGUUACUUCCCAGACGAGCCGGCUAUUAAGCCGCACCUAGAAUUUAAACCGGCUCUCCAGGUGUACAGAUUAAUAACAAGGUUCCUAAGAAUAUUUAGAAAAGAAAGAGACCAGAGUAGAUUGGAAAAUUUAUCCAGGUACCUUGUCAAAUCUCUUGACUCCGAUUCUCCAAAACUUUCUUAUAUAGGAGUGGCUUUGAGCAAAGAACACUAUAUAUCAUGGAUAUCACAGGUGAAAAUGGUGCUCUAUCAUUGUAUGACAGGCCUGGACACAUUGAGGCCUGAAAUUCCAGCGGACCAUAGAUCAAUAUUACUAAGAUUACACACAUUAGUGAGUUUUACGGCAUCAGGAACAUGGGCAAUACAAAAAGUGGAAGGAAUGGAAAAAUUAGAGGCUGGAAUGAAGCAACUGUGCGCUAACAUAAUGGGUCAUUUGGUGAACAACGGAUUUUACACCGUAAUGAGAGUGUUAUUGGUGAAAGGAUUGGGAAGAAAAGACAUUGCUUUAACGCCGGUGGCAUUGUCCGCAGCUGUGACCUUGUCACUCAGACCGUUAUUAUCAUCCAAGAUGUCGGACAAGCUUGUUUCCCUUUUUCUCAUCAAUAUUUUUAGCGUGCCUGCGCUAGUUUACCAUUUGAAUCUCAAUUGUCCAGAAUGCACCUCUUCUUUCUUAACCCACGGACUAUUUGCCCGUUCCUUGGAACUUUUAAACUCUGAGCAAAAUCUACGAAUAGUUUUCAACGCUCUGGAAGGUAGUUAUGCGCUUUGUCUGCUAGCAAAUUUAAUACAACUGGCUAACAUAGAGAGGGACCAAGUCCUACAGGAUCUGUAUUUUCCUUCGUUCACUUUUGUUGCAACAAAAAUAUUGGAAGCGUGUCAACAGUACGUCGUCGCUAAGCAAAGCAAUUUAACUUAUUGGCAUCCGGUGUUGGGUUGUUUUGCUCAAGCCGUCGAUUCGUAUCUUCAUGGUGCAAUUGAUCAUACAAAAGCUCAAUUGACACAUCUCUGGAAGGGAAAAAUAGUUUCGCAGUUGAUUGGCAGGCCGCUGCAGGAAUUGGUGGAAAAAGAAGCCCUUCCUCAACAGUCCGAACAACAGAGUACUUCAGUAGGAACUAACAUAUUCAGAAGAGCUUUCCUCGAAGCCCGAACAAAUAGGAAUAACAGCAACAAAAAUUAUCGCAAACUCGGGAGUCCCGAAACAACAAAAAUAGCUCUCAUUUGCUCACUUUAUCAGACAGCCUUUCACACACUCACGGAGAUGAAGUCUGAUAUUCUUACGGGGCUUUGUUACAAGGAUAAAAUAUUGUAUCACAUGUGGCUGUUCCUCGGAACUCUCGGACCUCACUGUGGGCUGAAAGUUUUUCUGGAUCAUCUUGCUGCCAACACAAAAUGUACAGCUCCAGAAUUUCAAAUGCUUAUUCUUUUCUGCGACUGUAUGACUCAUUACGUGACCAUUUUCGAUGACAUGGAAAUGUACGAGCAACAGGAUCCUUUCAAACUCACCGAUUUCGUUACAAUGUCUUAUUUUUUGAAUCAAUUCCUCUACAAAGCUGUUCUUAAUAAUUUGUUCGAUGUUAAAACUGUCUCGAACAAUCCGCUCUUUACUUCGCUUCAUACCCUCCUGAUGGCUAUUUAUCGUCGUGAUUGCCGCAGGAGCUUUUGUCCCGACGGACAUUGGCUCGCCAAGGAAGUCAGGGUCUCCGGUUUCCUGGCCGAUCUCGAAAAAGGAAGACGCGGUGCUGCUCUUCUUCUGGCCAAAAUGCCUCACGUUAUUCCUCACUCCGAAAGGGUCGUACUUUUUCGAAAACACAUCGCCGAUGAGAAAGCCGUUAUGGGCUUGACCGAAAGUGCUUGCAACAGUCCGCCUUCGACCUUGAUCGCCGUUCACAGAUCGAGAAUUGUGGAAGACGGUUAUCGUCAAUUAGCCAUGCUCCCCUCACAAGCAUUGAAGGGAGUGAUUCGAGUGCGUUUUGUAAACGAGCAAGGACUGGAUGAAGCAGGGAUAGAUCAGGAUGGUGUGUUCAAGGAAUUCCUCGAAGAGACGAUAAAACGAGUUUUCGAUCCGUCUCUGAACCUUUUCAAAGCAACGAGUGAAAAUCGUUUGUAUCCAUCGCCAACGUCUUGGAUGCAGGAAAACCAUUUGCAGUUGUUCGAAUUCGUCGGGAGGAUGCUGGGAAAAGCAGUUUACGAAGGAAUCGUUGUUGACGUACCGUUCGCUUCUUUUUUCGUUUCACAAUUUUCUGGUCAAGCCGGUGGCGCUGUGUACAGUUGGCUCGAUGAAUUGGCCUCUCUUGAUCGUGAUCUUUAUCGGAGUCUCACUCUCGUUAAACAUUACGAAGGCGAUGUAAGCCAACUCGAACUCACAUAUUCUCUCGACGAAGACGUUAUGGGAAAACUUGUUACCCACGAACUCAAUCACGGAGGCAGAGCUCAGCCGGUUACCGAUCAAAACAAAAUCAAUUAUAUACACCUCAUGGCUCACUUUCGGAUGCAUGGACAAAUCAAAAAUCAAACUGCUGCCUUCAUCAAGGGAUUUCGCUCCAUCAUCAAUCCUGAGUGGUUAUCACUUUUCUCUACUCCGGAGCUUCAAAGAUUAAUCUCAGGCGAUAACGUUCCUCUCGAUCUUCGCGAUCUAAGGAGACACACGCAAUACUACGGCGGCUUUCACGAUAGUCACAGAGUCGUUUGCUGGCUCUGGGAUAUUCUCGAGUCCGAUUUCAGCGAAGAAGAGAGAGGAUUGUUCCUGAAGUUCGUCACGAGCUGCUCGAAAUCUCCGCUCCUCGGAUUUGCCUAUUUGGAGCCGCCGUUCUCGAUAAGAUGCGUUGAGGUCGGCGACGAUGAGGAUACUGGCGAUACGAUUGGUAGCGUGAUCAGGGGAUUUUUCACAAUCCGCAAGAAGGAUCCGCAGAAUCGUUUGCCAACGUCCUCGACGUGCUUCAAUCUUCUGAAAUUGCCGAAUUAUCAGAAAAAAAGUACUCUUAGAGAAAAGCUACGUUACGCCGUGACGAGUAACACCGGUUUUGAACUAUCGUAAAAAAAAGAACCCUCCGAUUCCUACAGACUCGUUAUCUUGCAGCAGCUUGAAAAAGGGAUGAAUAUUUUUGCAAACACAUUUCAUGAAUCAAUUAAGGAAACAAACUGCGGAGGUGUUGAAUUUCUUAUAUUUUCACGGUUUUUUGAAAAUCACGUGUUCGAUAAGAGUUUUUUCUUUUUUGUGAAAUCAAAGAAUUUUUCCAAUCGAUCCGUGUACUUUUAAUCGUAACGAGGGUUGAGUAAGUUUCCCAUUUACGGUCAGAAAUAUACGAUUCCGUUAGAAUUUGGGUAUUUGGCAAAUCCAAACCAUCGAGUUUCGCUAUCAACAGGAAAGCCAAAAGUGAUGAAACAUUUUGUUCGAACAAUUAUUGGUCUAACAAGAGUUAACAUUUUUAUCAAUGUUCAGAAUUUUUUCAUUUGAGUUCAAAUGGUCGAUAAGAGUUGCAUUUUCGCAACUGUCGAAGAAAAUAGUAGUGAGGGGAUUCUCGUACCUCCCACCACUACUUUCUUUGACAGCUGCGAAAACGCCUACUUUAGGUACCUUAGACACUCUCGAAAAAGCUCGGAAACGUGGUUUUGUUAUAUAAAGUACCGUGUGCACCUCGGAGGAAAAAGUUUGACUUUAGCUCCUUGGUACACAAUAUACUAUUUUGUUACUGUCAACGUUUGAGACGAAUAUUCAUUCAUUUUUAUGGUCGACGAUUCCUUUAUUAUUUGAUUGAAUUGCCAAAUGCCGAGAUUCCGAUCGAUUCACGACGCGUUGUUCAGCUAGGAAUAGGAGCUGAGAAAAAUCAUAAAACAAAAAAACAAGAAAAAUCGCGAGGAUAAUCGACGUCUGAAUUUUGAAUCGGGAGGGUGGAGUUCAAUUUUCGUCUUUCCUCUCAACCGAGGCUCUCUCAACUGAGACGAGUUUAGACCUUCCGGGGACACUUUUUGUUCGCGGAACGAUGCAGCAGCGAGUUCUAAAAAUAACGAGCGAGCUUCUUGGCGAGAAGGCAGAAGGGACGAUUUCCCGCGAUCUUCGAUCGAUCUCUAUUAGAAAUUACGAAACAACCAAAAAUUUUUCGAAAAAUUCAACCAUUUCAUUGAAAAAAAAAUAAGAAAUGGAACAAAAAAGAAAUAUCGAGUUGCAUCACCAUAUUACUGCGGUAUCAUAAAUCGUCAAACCAGUUAAUCGAGGACAACUAAAAAUUAUUGCGAAUGGACCAAAGAUAUCGUCAAAAAAACAUAGGAAUCGAUGAAUAAAUAAGCGGGAUUCGAACGCACCGAAACGCUUUUGUACAUUGCUCGCUUGUAUGUAAUUGCAACUACCUAGUGUUUUAUACUAUUUUAAGUCCGUGUAAAUUAUCUGUUGAUAUACUGUUAAUUCAUAAUUAAUUCGAAAGGCCAAUGAUUAUUACAAAGGAAAGAAGAAACAAAUAGUACCCUGUAGACUAAGGAGUUCAGCAUUUCCAAUAUUUUCUUCCCUAAAACAUAUCGGAAUUCGGAACUGUGCAACGAUCCUGAACUUUCAUCGAGUCGUUUUCUUUCUGGUUUAUAAAAUCAUUUAAUCGACCAGAAUUCCCUACUGCAAUUCUAAAAGACAAUGUUACCUAAAUAUAAUUGAUUGAAUAUGUUGGUCUUUGUAGUCAUCGUGUAAAUACUAAAACUUUAAUUUCUUUGAUUAAUCGAAAGUUUGUGAAGCAAGUCGAAAUUUUUUUUUAAAAGUUGUAAAAAUUAUUUAAAUACGAAAUACAUGUUAUUCGGAGUGUACAAAAAAAAUGACUUCAAGUACAUUUUCAUUUCAUGGAUAUGUUGUCUCAACAAUUAUGCAGAUUAAAAAAAUGAAAAGAAGGUCAA